AUGGCGUCUACGGAGGGUAAAACUAUUACCUGUAAGGCAGCGGUGGCAUGGGAGGCAGGAAAACCAUUGAGCAUCGAGACCAUCGAAGUAGCCCCACCAAGAGCCCACGAAGUGCGAGUCCAAAUUAUUUAUACGGGUGUAUGCCACACUGAUGCGUACACGCUCUCUGGAAAAGAUCCCGAGGGAGCUUUCCCAAUUGUCUUGGGCCAUGAGGGUGCUGGAAUUGUCGAAUCUAUCGGAGAGGGUGUAACAUCUGUAAAGGUGGGCGACUAUGUCGUGGCUCUCUAUACUCCAGAAUGCAAAGAAUGCAAGUUCUGCAAAUCUGGAAAGACGAAUCUCUGCGGCAAGAUCAGAGCAACACAAGGCCGCGGCGUCAUGCCUGACGGAACCUCUCGAUUCAAGUGCAAGGGCAAGGACCUUCUUCAUUUCAUGGGCACAUCGACAUUCUCUCAGUACACCGUCCUCGCCGAUAUCUCCGUCGUCGCUAUCACCAAGGACGCCCCCAUGGACCGAACAUGCUUGCUAGGUUGCGGCAUCACCACCGGCUAUGGCGCGGCAGUUGAAACUGCCAAAGUCGAGGAAGGCUCCACAGUGGCUGUCUUCGGCGCUGGCUGUGUCGGUCUAUCUGUCGUGCAAGGAGCUGUAGCGAAGAAGGCGGGCAAGAUUAUUGUUGUGGAUUUGAACCCAUCUAAGAAGGCCUGGGGAGAGAAGUUCGGCGCUACCGAUUUCGUGAACCCCGCGGACUUGAAGGGCCAGACUAUUCAGGAGAAAUUGAUUGAGAUGACUGAUGGCGGAUGUGAUUAUACUUUUGAUUGUACGGGCAAUGUUGGCGUUAUGAGGGCUGCGUUAGAGGCUUGUCAUAAGGGGUGGGGUCAAAGUAUUGUUAUUGGUGUUGCUGCUGCUGGACAGGAGAUCUCGACGAGACCAUUCCAACUUGUAACUGGUCGUGUCUGGAAGGGAUGUGCGUUUGGCGGCAUCAAAGGUCGUUCCCAACUUCCUGACUUGGUUGAUGAUUAUAUGACGGGUAAGCUGAAGGUUGAUGAGUUCAUCACUCAUCGAAAGAACCUCGGCGAGAUGAACGAUGCUUUCGAUGCCAUGAAGCAAGGCGAUUGCAUUCGCUGUGUGGUUGAUAUGACCAAGGUAUGA
Venustampulla echinocandica is the source of this 1146-nucleotide messenger RNA. Its product is annotated as putative alcohol dehydrogenase (FDH1). The coding region runs from base 1 to 1146 and encodes 381 amino acids. Gene Ontology annotation, molecular function: zinc ion binding; S-(hydroxymethyl)glutathione dehydrogenase [NAD(P)+] activity. The record is from RefSeq and is a predicted model, not a curated record. Gene Ontology annotation, cellular component: cytosol. The transcript is spliced from 7 exons. Lineage: Eukaryota; Fungi; Ascomycota; Leotiomycetes; Helotiales; Pleuroascaceae. Gene Ontology annotation, biological process: formaldehyde catabolic process.